Molecule: messenger RNA, 2956 nt
Organism: Austrofundulus limnaeus
Lineage: Eukaryota; Metazoa; Chordata; Actinopteri; Cyprinodontiformes; Rivulidae
Product: solute carrier family 22 member 6
Exons: 19
Coding region: 76-2814 (912 amino acids)
Biological process (GO): transmembrane transport
Cellular component (GO): membrane
Molecular function (GO): transmembrane transporter activity
Source: RefSeq, a predicted model, not a curated record
CUUUUGUCAUAGAGCUAAAAACCUUUAAGGAAUAUUUGAUUUAAACAUCUUGUGGUUUCAUAGCUGAAGGAAACAAUGACAUUCGCAGACCUCCUGGAGCAGGUUGGCAGCACGGGACGCUUCCAGGUCCUGCAUGUGUCACUCCUCUGCCUUCCUGRUCUGCUGAUGGCCAGUCACAACCUGCUGCAGAACUUUGUGGCCAUGGUGCCUCCUCACCACUGCAGCCCACCCUCCAACCUCUCCGGGUCUCAGCUGAGCCCAGAGGAGACGCUGCUCAUUGCCAUCCCACUGGAUCCUGCAGGGAAACCACAGAGAUGUCAGAGAUACGCGAGCCCACAGUGGCACCUCAUGGACAAGAAUGGGAGCUCAGCUUCAGAGGAGCGUGGUGAGGAUGAGGAUGUUGUCCUGCAGGGAUGCACAGACGGGUGGUCCUACAAUAUGACUGAACAGACCUCCACUAUUAUAGCUGAAUGGGAUUUGGUGUGUGACCUGCGCUCCUAUAAGCAAAUGGGACAAACUAUUUAUAUGGGAGGUGUUCUUGUGGGGUCUCUUAUCUUUGGAAGCCUCUCAGACAGAUUUGGUCGACGUAUCCUCCUGAUUGUUUCUUAUCUGCUCAUGGCAGUUUCAGGAACAUGUGCUGCUUUCUCCUCCUCCUUCUCCCUAUUCUGUCUGUUCCGGUUUGGUUGUGGAAUGGCUGUGUCAGGCGUGGGACUUAAUACCCUCUCUCUCACUGUAGAGUGGAUCCCCACUCGRGUGCGGACUGUCACAGGGAUGGUACUGGGUUCCUGUUACACUUUGGGACAGCUGAUCCUGGCAGCCAUCGCUUACUUCAUCCGAGACUGGAGGUGGUUAACCCUGACUGUGUCACUUCCCUUCUACGUCUUCUUCCUCAUGUCAUGGUGGUUUCAUGAAUCCUCAAGAUGGUUAGCUUUAAAUAAAAAGCCUGAACAAGCUGUAAAAGCUCUACAAAGUGUGGCAAAGUUUAACGGACGACACGAAGAAGGAGAAAAGAUCGAUGUUAAUAUGCUACAGGAGUCCAUGAAAAUGGAGAUGUCUUGUUCCCAGGGAUCAUACUCUGGUCUGGAUCUGUUCCGCACACCCUACAUGAGGAUUAUAACUUUUUGUCUCAGUACUGUUGGGUUAUCAACCAGUUUUGCAUACUACGGCCUCGCGAUGGACCUCCAGAAGUUUGGUGUGGACAUCUAUUUGAUACAAGUGAUCUUUGGAGCUGUCGACUUUCCUGCUAAAGUUGCCAUGACCGCUUGCAUGAUUUUUAUUGGACGUCGGACAUGCCAAAGUGUUGCUCUCCUUGUUGGUGGAAUCCCCAUUUUGAUCAACAUUCUGGUUCCCUACGAUAAACAAAUCAUUCGAACCUGUCUGGCUGUGUUUGGUAAAGGUUGUCUUGCUGCCUCUUUCAACUGUUGUUUUCUUUACUGUGGAGAACUUUACCCAACUAUCAUUCGUCAAAAAGGCAUGGGAUGGGUGUCUGUGAUGGCACGAGUAGGAUCCAUGUUGGCUCCCUUAAUGCAGAUCACUGGYGACCACAUACCCUGGCUUCCAGGCCUGAUCUUUGGAGGAGCUCCAGUCCUCGCAGGAGUGGCAGCAAUAUUUCUACCAGAAACACGUGGCACACARCUUCCUGAUACAAUUCAGGAUGUGGAGGAGAGGGGAUCUGGAAGAAGUUCCAAGGUGUCAUUAAAGAAAGCAUCGAACCUGCAGGAAACUCAGUCGAAUCUUCUCAAACAGACUGCCGCUCUGUCUGGUGUGGCACUCAAUACCUUUUCACUCAUUUUAGAAUGGAUCCCCACUCGUGUGAGAACUGCCACAGGGACAUUAACGGCUUACUGUUACACAUUCGGACAGCUGAUCCUGGCAGCCAUCGCUUACUUCAUCCGAGACUGGAGGUGGRUAACUCUGACAGUGUCGCUGCCGCACUUCGUUUUCUUCCUCUUCUCAUGGUGGUUUCAUGAAUCUUCAAGAUGGCUGGCUAUAAAGAAUAAGCCUGAAGAAGCCGUCAAGGCUCUACAAAGUGUGGCCAGGUUUAACGGACGCCAUGAGGAGGGAGAAAAGAUUGAUGUUAACAUGCUGCAGGAGUCCAUGAAGAAAGAAAUGUCCUGUUCCCAGGGGACACAUUCUGUCCUGGAUCUGUUCCGCACACCCAACAUGAGGAUUAUGACCCUCUGCCUCAGUGCUGUCUGGUUUUCAACCAGUUUUGCGUACUACGGCCUCUCUAUGGACCUUCAGAAGUUCGGUGUGGACAUCUACUUGAUACAAGUGAUCUUUGGAGUCGUCGACAUUCCUGCUAAAGUCGUCAUAAAUGUGACUAUGAGUUUUAUUGGACGUCGGCCGUCACAAAGUGGCGCUCUCAUCCUUGCUGGAAUCCCUAUUUUGAUCAACAUUCUCAUUCCCUAUGAUAAACAAACCGUACGAACAUGUCUGGCUGUGUUUGGUAAAGGUUGUCUUGCUGCCUCCUUCAACUGCUGUUACCUUUAUUCCGGAGAACUUUACCCAACUAUCAUUCGUCAAAACGGCAUGGGAUGGGUUUCCAUGUGGGCGCGUGUCGGAGCRAUGGUAGCCCCCAUGGUCCAGCUCACUGGGGACUACAUACCCUGGCUGCCAGGGUUGAUCUAUGGAGGAGCUCCAAUCCUUUCUGGGGUGGCGGCCAUUUUUCUACCAGAAACUCUUGGCACACACCUUCCUGAUACAAUUCAAGAUGUGGAGGAAAGGGGAUCUGGAAAAAAGUCCAAAGCAUCAGAAAAGGAAGCGACACUCCUGCAGGACACUCAGUCAAAUCUCCUCAAACAGGCUGCCUGAGACGCCUCAGCUGCAGGUCCGCUGAAUGCACUGACGACUUCAUGAAAAUAAAGCAAACUGCUUCCUCCUCGCACCUGUAUAUUUGAUCUGCACAAAGUUUAUUUCCUCUCAUAGUUAAGAGACGUUUGGGGAUAUUUUUUUU